Messenger RNA from Cephus cinctus (wheat stem sawfly), 4217 nucleotides. RefSeq names its product cAMP-dependent protein kinase type II regulatory subunit (gene Pka-R2). NCBI's taxonomy places the organism in Eukaryota, Metazoa, Arthropoda, Insecta, Hymenoptera, Cephidae. Gene Ontology annotation, cellular component: cAMP-dependent protein kinase complex. The coding region runs from base 1256 to 2251 and encodes 331 amino acids. Gene Ontology annotation, molecular function: cAMP-dependent protein kinase regulator activity. Gene Ontology annotation, biological process: regulation of protein phosphorylation. The transcript is spliced from 8 exons. The record is from RefSeq and is a predicted model, not a curated record.
CUAGUCAUAUAGUUGACACACUGUAGAACAGGUGGUAGAGCCUGCUUAAAUAUAACGUGAAAGAAAUUUAACGAAACUUUGUUUUCCCCCCCACGAUUCUUCUUACCCAAGAUGCCUUGGGUGCAUCGGUUUCGUAUUCGGUUUUGAAGUUUCGCGGGCUCUCGCUCAGCGCCGAACGUUAUCAAAGUUGAGCAUUUCGUAACCACCACAGGCUUAGUCGCUCUUUCGACUAAGGUAUGGCGCGCGCGUUCGGGUGCGAGGAAUGAAAUUUUUUGUCUUCUUCUGUGAAACUAAAAAAAAAGUGCCGUGACGUCCGACUUACCCGUCGUUCGUAAAUUUAUUCGAACGCCCUCGCGUCUUUACCGAAUCCUCUCGGUACGUCGGCGUUCGGGCGUCUCUGCGACGGAAUUUGCUUCACGCGCUACGUAAUCGUAACAAGCAGUGAACCUGAUGAAAAAUUCGUAUCGGCUAAUUAGGCGAUACCGAAAGUGCCUCGUCGUCGCCCUAAGGCUCCCUCCGCAACCGGCGACGGACUCGCGCUCUUUACGCCCACGCAUAAUUAUCUCGAGUUGAGAGCUGCUUUCACCGGGCGACCGUCGAUGUACUUUUGACCUUCCGUUUACUCUAUUAACGGAACGACCACGCUGCUCGGGGCAUUGGGACGCGAUUUUCUCUUCUGCCUUCCACGUACUAAUUGGUCGGGAAUGACUUUGAUUACUCGACGACGUUAUUUGUUUAAGAUAUAUAUUUUUUUUCGGCUUCUCCCACUUCAUGCUGUUUAGACGUAUUUUAUUUCCUCGCUGUAAUUUCGUUAAUGGAACCGAAGGCCACUUUUUUUUCUGGGACGCGGCUGACUUCGUUACUUUGUAUAAUGGACGUGUACGGCGGGUAAAUUAAAAUUGUAAUUAGUCGAAUUCAGGUUUCGAUGGUCAAUCGUUUCCGGGGCGAGGAUAUUUAUGUACGUCGAUGACCGAUCCGGUCCGAAACUAUGUGUGGAAUAUAAAUUUUGUACGGGGGAAGGAUUUCUUUUUAAUUUCCGUUCCUACGUAUUCACAUUGGCGCAGGAGCGCAACUGUUCACUGUGUUUGCAGGCUCGAGUGUACUCUCUCGGCUCGUCGGGAAUCGCGAUAUGACGUCGGGACCUUAUCUUGAAAGUGCGAUACCUUAGAGUCGGUCAGGAGUUACGCCGAAAGCGAGUAACAAGUUAACGGAGUGAUUUGGAAAUUUAAAAAAAAGAAACAAGUGUCGAGGAGUCAUGAUCGCGACUUCGACUAACAAACAGAUCGUCCUGGGAGUCUGGGAAUACGAGGACGAUGAACCACCCGUCGGCAGGUUUGCCUCCAGGAGGAAGAGCGUCUUCGCGGAGACUUAUAAUCCUGAGGAGGACGAGGAGGAGGAGGGGGCCAAGAUGGUACAUCCAAAGAGUGACGAGCAGCGACAGAGGCUUAGCGAGAGCGUCAAAACAAUUCUUCUAUUCCGCGCCCUAGAUAAGGAACAAAUGGCCGAUGUCCUGGACGCGAUGUUCGAGAAGACUGUCGAGGCUGGUGAAUUUAUUAUACGACAAGGUGACGACGGUGACAACUUUUACGUCAUCGAGAGGGGGAAGUUCGAGGUCUACGUGAAGGAAGCUUCGGGUAACGAUACUCUGAUACACACGUAUGACAAUAGCGGUGCUUUUGGAGAGCUGGCCCUUUUAUAUAACAUGCCACGAGCGGCAAGCGUGAAGGCCGUCACACCAGGAACACUUUGGGCCAUGGACAGACAGACUUUCCGUCGUAUACUCCUGAAGUCUGCCUACAAGAAGCGCAAGAUGUACGAGGACCUGAUCAACAAGGUUCCCAUGUUAAAGUCAUUGGAGUCGUACGAGCGCAUGAAUCUGGCGGACGCACUGGUGCCAAAACACUUUUCCGACGGCGAGAGGAUCAUACGACAGGGAGACAUAGCCGACGGGAUGUAUUUCGUUGAGGACGGCGUAGUGAGGAUCACCAAACUCGGUGACAACGGCCGUGAAGUCGAGAUCAAUCGCGUACCCGCCGGUGGAUAUUUGGGAGAGCUGGCUCUCGUUACGCACAAGCCUCGUGCAGCUUCGGCCUACGCCGUUGGAAACGUCAAGCUGGCCUUCCUCGACGUGGAAGCAUUCGAGCGCCUCCUGGGUCCGUGCAUGGAACUAAUGAAGCGCAACAUCGACGACUACGAGGAUCAGCUCGUAAAGAUAUUCGGCAGUAAAACCGAUAUAUCCGAUAUCCGAUGAGCUGCCGCCGUCACGGAACAUCACGACGCGACGCUGCAUCGCGGAAAGUCGAACCGUACCACGGCGUUUAAUGAUCAGAAACUUCUACCACCCGCUUGUGAACCUCAUUCAAGUAUUUUAAGUAAACUUCUAAAGACGACGCUCGUACGUUCGCGCGCUAAUUAGAGAGUCCCCCCCUCACCACCCACGUGCGUGUACACGAGAGAUAUAUUCACCGUAUGUCACACGGCUAUGUUUAACCAUUUGUUAUACCGCUGUAGAGCAUUGAAUGCGACUGGCCAUUGUUAAUAGGACGUUUGCGCUGCGGAAGUUGACUGCGCCGUCUAGCGGGAAAUUGGGUAAACGAAGGUGCGUCGAAGGGUGUACGAGAGGCUGGGGGGAGGGACCGGCGACGAUCUUCGCUACUUACGAGAAUUUUUGCUCUGCUUCUCUACUUGCUCUCGUUGUCCGAGUGCUGACGAAUUUACUUAAUGCGUCCGUCUGCUUUGUUUUUCUUUAUCUCGCGGUUUACGAUUUUCAUGCACUCACUGCUAUUUAAUAAUUAGUCAACGUACUUUCGAUGUCCGUUCUGUCGUUAUUUAUUCGUUCUUUUUUUUUUGUCAUUGGUUUCCUUUUUCUUUUUCGUUUAAUUUUUCUUCUAUUUCACGGUUACGCGCUCGAGUUCUCUGACUGUGCCUGCGAAUUCACUCCGAGAAGCACGUGGGGAAUCUGACUGAAACGGUUCUGCGCAGAGGCGAAUUUCAAGCUGAGCACGCACGGUACGGGAUAAUGAAUAUAAAUAUGGCGACAAAUCUUACUGUAGAUUUCGCGAUCGAGCGUCACGCACAAUUCGCUUUAUCACGGUAAACGGCGUCGAAGGACGCGAGCAAAGCUUUCGCGUCGGUAUCGACGCGUCGUCGAGUAUCUUUAUCGCUCCGCGUGUUUCUGAGAUAAGAGAGUAAUGGGCCAAAGUGGAAGAUUAAAAAAAUCGUAUUAAUAUGAAAAUUGCUCUGAGAGAAGAAAAAGGGGUUAAAAGCACAUAUAUAUAUAUAUAUAUAUAUACACAGCGAAUCUGUGUAUAUUUUUCGAAUUCGCAUUAUUAGAAGAUCGCCGUCUUCUAGGGGGAGAAAAAAGGGGAAAAAAAAACGUGGCACGAGCAUUCGAUGUUUUUCAAUGUUAAAUCUUCGAGUUUGCAGUCGUCUACAUUCGUGCUAUGAAAUCCCGAUGUUAGACAAGUAGAAAUCGUCUGCUUUCGAAGUCCACCGAUAGUUCAUUAUUAACGAUUCACUUAUUUCUUCUUUUUUUUUUUAAUAUUGCCACAAGAUAAGAUUCUCUUUGUCUUUUUUUUCCUUUUUUUUUUUAUCUUGAUUCAGAUGUUUUUCAUCCUCUCUCUUUCUUCUACUCUUAUACGCAGAUUUACUCUUACACACACCCAUGCUUACACAACUGUACAUGUAUACUCACUAUCCACAUAGAUCUCAUUCAAUUUAUGUUUAUUAUUUAUGGAAUCUCUUGACAAAGAUCUUUAUAUUUUCGUACCGUCAGGUUCAACGGUUGAAGCGGUUUUCUUUUUAUAGCGAAUUUGUUAUUCUUAUCUUAAAUUACACGAUUGAACCGUUUCUGAAAGUAUUCAGCUUCGAGGUAUACGUUCGAUUGACGAUCGCGAAAGAAUUCCCACUUCCUUUACGAUUAGGAUUAAGAUUGAAUUUGUUGGGUAUUACAGAAAUACAAGAAACGACAUAUGCGUCGCAGUAUUGUUACGGUAAUCGUUUCGACGUAAUGGCGUGACGUAUGUCGAUCUUAAAAGUGUCUCGAAUGCGUAAAAGCGUAAACGAGUAUCGAUUUAGGAAUAAUGGGUAAUCUCGCGAGUAGCCGGUUACUAUGGAAGCAACCAGCUAUGUGUUUUAUUAGCCCGAAGUAAAAAAAAAAAAAAAACAGAAAAGGAAGAGAAGUAUUAUUAAAUACGUAAAUUCUUCAUUCGAUGUUU